Molecule: messenger RNA, 2571 nt
Organism: Camarhynchus parvulus
Lineage: Eukaryota; Metazoa; Chordata; Aves; Passeriformes; Thraupidae
Gene: PTHLH
Product: parathyroid hormone like hormone
Exons: 4
Coding region: 1560-2093 (177 amino acids)
Biological process (GO): bone mineralization; regulation of chondrocyte differentiation; adenylate cyclase-activating G protein-coupled receptor signaling pathway
Cellular component (GO): extracellular region
Molecular function (GO): peptide hormone receptor binding; hormone activity
Source: RefSeq, a predicted model, not a curated record
UUUCCUGAGUCUGUAAAGGAUGAUAUGUGUUGGUUUUUGGUGUGGUUUUUUUUUUUUUUAAGAAAUCAUUUCUGGGGAGAGGAAAUUCUAAAAAUGUUUGAUGGAAAUUUUACUUUUAACAUGAGCAAUGCACCUUAUGAGUUUGUGGGGGUUGUUUUCUGGGGAUGUCACAAUUAUUUUUAAUUAGCCGAAAGGGUAGUGUAAAUCAAACACGCCUAUUAGCUACAAGUUUUAAUUUAUAGCCUACCAGGCGUUCAGGGAAUUUAUUUACAGCAUAAACGAUUUAAUGUUUUCAGCAUGAUUUCUAUUUCAGCCUUUAUGCUGUUUUAUUUGCCUGUGUGGUGUGGAAUCUGGGCUUUUAAAUCGCCUCAGCAAGCGUCGCUUAACUUAACUUCAAAUAACCUGUAGGUAGAAAAACGCUUUGCUUUGCACCUAAACCUUCCCGGAGCGCCUGCUUUAAUUCGGGGGCAGGAUGAGAAGGAGCCGGCACGCCUCAGUGUGUUUUGUUGCGGCUGGUGAGGGUGUUGGGAAAGCAUUCCCUGUAAAUCAGGCUGUCAGCGGCACCACCAGCUGCCCCUCCGCGGGAUCCGGGAGAGCAUCCCGGGAUGCUGCGGGCACGGAGCUGGAUCCCAGGUGUGCGCUGAACGCGGGGAGCUGGGCGAGCAGGGCAUUCCCUCCGGAUGGGGCUGCGGGCGAGGGGAGCGCUGCCCUGGCUCUGUCCCCGUGUCCCCCUGGAGCAGCCGGGGCAGCUCCGUGCCCCGACAAGGCUGGAGAGGCGUCACCUUCGGCUUCCACACCGGUGCGGUCCCGACAUGGAAAAGUUUGGUGCCUCCAAAAUUUGUGUCGGGGAUGCGGGGCUGCCGGUGCCCGCCGUGGUUCGGGGCUGACCGGGGUUAACCGGGGCUGACCUGGGUUAACCGGGGCUGACCGGGGCUGACCGGGGCUGCCCUCCCGCCUCUCCGGCCACCGCUGUCCCCGCACAGCCCCGCGGCGCUGGGGAGCGCAACCUGGCGCAGCGGUUUGCAGCGCCCUGGCCAGGCUGAGAAGGAGGGCGAAGUGGAAGGCGAAAAAGGGAGAGGAGGAGAAAACUUUCCACUAGUUUACUUUUUUGGCCAGGAGCGCCUGUGUUCAUAGAGCGCGAGUCCUCCCCCCAGCCCUCCCCCUGAGCUCCCCCCUCCCUGCACAAUUAGCAUCAUUAGGAGCCGACCCUCCGGCUAAUAGGGGAACGGCGAGCAGCCACGGUAGGUGCGUGCGAGGAAAGGCGGCAGCAGUCCCGGGCAGCGCUGUGGGGCAUGGGCUAAAAAGCGCUCCCCACGAUGGGAGGAAUCCCCGCGGCAGGGGAGACGCUGACCCGGGGGUAAACACAAAAAGGGAGAGCUGGAAGGUGAGCGAGAGAGGAGUGAGGCUGCAGAAGAUGCGGAGAGCUUGCUCGGAGUGCUUGGGGUCCUGAGUGCAUGUGCUGCCGGGUGUUUCCCUUUCUUCGCUCCUUUUUGGUUGCGGGCCCGGGCGGCGCUGAUUCCCAGUCUCCGUUUUGGCUGUUUUAAGCCCCCGAGGAUACAAUGUUCGCUAAACUCUUCCAGCAGUGGAGUUUCGCAGUGUUCCUGCUGAGUUAUUCCGUGCCCUCCUACGGGAGAUCAGUAGAGGGGAUCAGCCGCAGACUCAAACGGGCUGUAUCAGAGCACCAGCUAUUGCAUGACAAGGGCAAGUCAAUCCAAGACUUAAGAAGAAGAAUAUUCCUUCAAAAUUUAAUUGAAGGUGUCAAUACUGCAGAGAUCCGCGCAACGUCGGAGGUGUCACCAAACCCCAAACCUGCCACCAACACCAAGAACUACCCUGUCCGGUUUGGCAGUGAGGAUGAGGGCAGAUACCUCACUCAGGAGACAAACAAAUCACAGACAUACAAGGAGCAGCCCCUGAAGGCAUCAGGGAAGAAAAAGAAAGCAAAGCCUGGAAAACGUAAGGAGCAAGAGAAGAAAAAGAGGCGAACCCGCUCAGCUUGGCUAAAUUCUGGCUCGUACGGAGACGUCGUGACCGAGAGCCCACUCUUGGACAUCUCUGUUACUACACAUAAUCAAACUUUAAGGAGGCGCUGAUGUUUUCAGCAAGAGAUAUUUGGAAGACACAUUGCAGUAUUCUGUAAUAGUGAACAUAUGGGAAGUAUUAAAAUAUUUAUUACCUGUAAAUAUUGUAAAUGCUCAGAAUAAAACCUUUUCCCCCCAUUGCUCUCUGAAACUGCACAUUUGGUUAUUGUGAAUUUUCCUUUUUUUUUUUUUGGCUAAGGCUAAGACAAUUAUUAUUGUCCCAUUUACCAUAAUUUAUUUUGUUGACAGGUGUAUUUAUUUUGUGAACGUAUCUUGGUGCUGCUGACUUUCUAUAUUUUUUGUAACAUAAUGCACUUUAGAUAUACAUAUUGAGUACAUUGAUAACUGACAUAAAAUGUUCCUGUUUUGUGGUUGAUUUCAAUGAAUGCCUACAUACAAUUGUUCAAACUGAUUUUCCUUUGUGCAUGUAUAAUAGCAGUAUUUUAAAAUUUGUAAAGAAUGUCUAAUAAAAUAUAAUCUAAUUAAAUCA